Molecule: messenger RNA, 855 nt
Organism: Angiostrongylus costaricensis
Lineage: Eukaryota; Metazoa; Nematoda; Chromadorea; Rhabditida; Metastrongylidae
Source: the annotation of a GenBank genome assembly
CUGUUUCUCUAUGGUUUUAUUAUCUGUAAUUCAAUAUGUAGGAGGUGCCGUAGAAAGCGAGUAGUACAGUAUUUUUGUGAUUUGAAACGAGCUGUCGAAGAUGUGAUACUACGGCCGGAUCAGAAUACUCUCAACGAACUCGACAAACGUGACACUAUCGCUGCUCUCGACUUGUGUCAGCCGGAGCCAUCGCCACCACUACCAACUUGCGCUCCAUCGGCGGCUUCGAUGAACGCCUGUUCGUGUUCGAGCGAGACUGUGCCAGUGGACAUGCCCAGACCACCACCGCCGCUCUGCACGAGUACUAGUCUCGACACUAUUGUAAAUCGUCCCCAACCACUGCUCUAUCGGCAUUCAAGUGGUAUGUCACGACGACAAAGCCGUGUAUUGAUGACACUACAGUCGAAAAGGAAGCGCAGCAACUCAUUGACUAACUACCAGAAGACUUCCGGCACAUCUGUUUCACUGCCGCCAUCAGCUCGACAAACUCCAAUGCGAUUCGGAGAUGAUGAUGUCCAAAGGUUUCGCAACACUUCAACUUUUUUUUCCGUUUAUCGGCUUUUGACCUCUAUUAUGAAAACUUAUGGUUGUCAAAGUAGCAUGUUGAUAGAGAUAGUCAUACAGUGCGCAAGAGCAAGGUUCGACAGAGCGCUGGACCAACCGUGCCAUGUCUCACAUAACUUCGCUGACAUGAGAUCACUCCGCUCCACAAAGGCUGGUGCCUGCAUGUUGGGAAAACUCAGGAAUGUUUUAGCACGGGUAUCCCAGGACACCAGGGAGAAUUUACUCAGCAAGGAUUCAAGACCUUUUUUGAAGAAGGCAAAGUUUUCAAGUAGCAGCCGAACUCACACGUAA